Hydra vulgaris (swiftwater hydra) is the source of this 1512-nucleotide messenger RNA. RefSeq names its product gamma-aminobutyric acid receptor subunit beta-2. Gene Ontology annotation, cellular component: synapse; plasma membrane; neuron projection. Gene Ontology annotation, biological process: chloride transmembrane transport; signal transduction; regulation of membrane potential. The record is from RefSeq and is a predicted model, not a curated record. Lineage: Eukaryota; Metazoa; Cnidaria; Hydrozoa; Anthoathecata; Hydridae. Gene Ontology annotation, molecular function: chloride channel activity; transmitter-gated monoatomic ion channel activity involved in regulation of postsynaptic membrane potential; excitatory extracellular ligand-gated monoatomic ion channel activity.
ACAAAAAUGAUUUUCUUUAUUAGGACACAUGCACUAUUUCAUAUAUUGGUCGUAUUAAAUAUUAUUCCUGGAAGCAUCUGUAUUAAUCAUGAAAAGGAUUUGAGAGAUGAAGAUGUUGAUAAAACUUGGAAAGUUCUUAUGAAUGGUUACGACAAAGCUAUCAGACCAAAUUACACAGGAGAUGCGACCAUGAUUAACUUAGAUAUGACAGUUAUGAGAUUUGGAAAACUAGAUGAAGUCAACAUGAUGUUUACGUUAGAUUUAUUCUUACGCCAAGAAUGGAUAGACUACCGUCUACGUCACAACUUACCAGAAAUUCUAACACCAAAUCUUGGUCAUGAUAGCCCUCCAGAUUUCAUUUGGACACCAGAUACUGUUUUUUUAAAUGCUCAAAAAGCAUCAAGUCACAGUGUUACGGUAAAAAACUCGAAGUUAGACAUCUAUCCUGAUGGAAAAGUAUUUUGGGGUUUAAGAGUGAGUGUUGAAGCGAACUGUUUAUUUGAUCUUCGAAAUUAUCCAAUGGACACACAAGCAUGCGACCUUGGGAUUGUAAGCUAUGGGUACACUAUAGACCACUUACUCUACAGAUGGCGUAAUGACCCUAUACAAAUUCUUAAUCAAAAUCUCUCACAGUACACACUUACUGGAAUAGAAAAUAAAACCAUUGUCGAACAAUUUUCAAUGGGAAAGUUUGCUCUCUUGAAGGCUGAGUUUACAUUUAAACGAAGAAUCGCUUUUAGCAUUUUACAAAUAUUUUUCCCUUGCGUAGCGAUUGUUUGUGUAUCUUGGAUUUCACUUUGGUUACAUAAACAUUGUUCCCCUGCUAGAGUUGGAAUCGGUGUUACAACUUUGCUGACAAUCAGCACCAUUUGGGGAUCCGUAAACCGCCGCUUACCUAACGUCAGUUACGUAAAAGCUGUAGAUAUUUAUUUUAUGGCUUCUUUUUCGUUUAUCUUUAUGACUCUUAUAGAGUACACAAUUGUUCUUAAUGGUUUAAAAAACUUCAAGAAAAAGUUUGUCAUGAAAAAUGCAUAUAAGGAAAUCAGCAAACUGUCAAAAAGAGUUUCUAUAAGUCUUUCGAUUGAUAAAGUUAAAAUGCCUAACAUGCGGAGAUAUUCGGAACCGUGCCGAUCUUCAACUUCCAUAAUUGCAAGAUAUCAACGAAAAUCAGAAAAUUCGUUUUUAUUAGAUGAUGCUAAUCUUAGUUGUAAUCAGAUUUCGCAAAAGUUUUACGAGGAAGAAUUUUCAGAAGAAGAAGAUAUUCUGCUUUUAAGUAAAAAAGAGGUUGCUGAAAAACAUCCGGCUUUUAUGAAGUUGUAUCUCGAACUCAGGAAAGCUUCAAUAGUUGAUAAAAUUAGUCGCAUCCUGUUCCCACUGUUGUUCAUAUGUUUUAACAUUUUUUACUGGCUUAAAUAUAAUGAUAAUGCAUCGCCAAACAAAAAUUAGCUGUAAUAUUUAAAAGCUAACUGUCAAAUAAAAAUUUUAGUUUGAAAGCCUAAUUUUAUACAAUAA